GAUGGUUAUUAUAGAUUGGCUAUACUCAUUCUCACGUUGAUAUUAUGAAUUUUGAAUAUUUGAUUAUGUCAUUUGGAAAUUUUUAACUCACUCACCAUUGGUUAGCUUAAUGUCAAUAAUGGCUGACGUAACUUGUUGAGUAAUAAAGAGCUUGAUGGAAUUGAGUUUAAAUCAAGGUGUUCAUCUGAAAAAAUAUCAUGAUAUGGAACCGGGUUUUAGGAUUAGGUUGAGGACAUGCAAGCUCGCUUUGACUAUAAUUUAAAGAAAAUUUUGCUAAAAAACCUUCUAGGUUGGUGAUGGCACCUUCUGAUUUAUGGAUAAAGGAAUAUAAUGAAGCUUCUAAGCUUGGUGAUGAUAUCAAUGGCAUGAUUUCUGAAAGGAGUUCCUUUCCUGCAACUGGACCAGAAUCCCAACGUCACGCUUCGGCCAUUCGGAGGAAGAUCACAAUUUUGGGGACCAAAGUUGAUGGCUUACAGUCCCUUUUGUCGAAACUUCCUGUAAAGCAGCCCCUGUCCGAAAAGGAGAUAAAUCGACGUAAAGACAUGCUCAUUCAGAUGAGAUCAGAAGUAAAGCAGAUGGCCUCAACGUUGAACAUGUCAAACUUUGCUAACCGAGACAGUUUGCUAGGCCCAGAGAUGAAAUCGGUGGAUGUAAUGAGCAAGACAGCUGAACUAGACAAUCAAGGACUUGUUGGUUUCCAAAGACAAAUCAUGAAGGAGCAAGAUGAAGGUCUUGAAAAGCUGGAGGAGACUAUUAUAAGUACAAAACAUAUUGCAUUAGCGGUCAAUGAAGAACUCGAUCUUCACACUCGCCUAAUUGAUGACUUGGAUCAACAUGUUGAUGUUACAGACUCUCAAUUAGCGAGGGUGCAGAAGAGAUUGGGAAUAAUGAACAAGCGAGCAAAGGGGAGCUGCUCUUGCUUUGGAAUGCUUCUGUCUGUGGUUGGUAUUGUGGUUCUCAUCACUGUCAUAUGGCUGCUCCAAUACUUGUAAAUGUUAUAUAAUCAUAUGGGUAUAUAAGAUUUUUCACUUUAUGAUUAAUAUCAAAUACAGAACUGUCCGGUUA
Molecule: messenger RNA, 1065 nt
Organism: Cucumis melo (muskmelon)
Lineage: Eukaryota; Viridiplantae; Streptophyta; Magnoliopsida; Cucurbitales; Cucurbitaceae
Product: syntaxin-51-like
Exons: 6
Coding region: 297-992 (231 amino acids)
Biological process (GO): vesicle fusion; intracellular protein transport
Cellular component (GO): endomembrane system; SNARE complex
Molecular function (GO): SNAP receptor activity; SNARE binding
Source: RefSeq, a predicted model, not a curated record